Plasmodium gonderi is the source of this 6228-nucleotide messenger RNA. RefSeq names its product copper-transporting ATPase. Gene Ontology annotation, molecular function: copper ion binding; P-type divalent copper transporter activity; ATP hydrolysis activity. Gene Ontology annotation, cellular component: membrane. The transcript is spliced from 2 exons. Gene Ontology annotation, biological process: copper ion homeostasis. The record is from RefSeq and is a predicted model, not a curated record. NCBI's taxonomy places the organism in Eukaryota, Apicomplexa, Aconoidasida, Haemosporida, Plasmodiidae. Bases 1 to 6228 code for a protein of 2075 amino acids.
AUGGCAAAAAGUGUUUUAUUACUUAGUAACAUAAACGAUAAUGUGAAAAAUAAAAUAAAUUCCUUGAAGAUAGAAGAUGUAGAAGGGGUCGAAGGGCUCACUUUUACAAAUAAUUCUGCCUCCAUAUUGUUCAAUGAUAGUAUUAUUGAUGCUAAUAGCUUAGUAGCAAUUAUUAACAGUAGUAAGGAUAUUAAUGGGAUUUUUCAAGAGAAUGAAGAAGUAGAAAAAAUGAAUGAAGAAAACAAAAAUGUUCAUUGUGAAAAUGGAGAAUAUGUAAAUAAACUAACAUUUUGUCCAAAUGAAGACUACACACAAUGUAACAAUCAAAAUUGUUAUAUUAAAAAAACAUUUACUGAAAAAAAUACGGAUGAUGAAAUAAACUCAACAGAGUUAAUAUAUUGGAAGGAUAACGUAACUUCAUUACAUGUUCAUGACAUUGAUAAAGACAUGGAAUGUGGUAUCAAGGAUACAAAACAUGUUAAUACAAAAAUUAGGGAACCGUUCGGAAACACAUGUGGUGGAAAAAAUUACUAUGAAAAUGAAUAUCAAGAGAUUUAUAAUAAAAAUGUGAAUGAUGGAUUUUAUGCCAUAUCAGGAAGUAAUGAGGAUACAGAUAAUGUUAAGGCUUAUGAAUUUGAUAAUAAAAUCCAAGAGCAUCAUGUUAAUAAUAACAUGUUGAGGGAUGUUCACAUUGAUAACACACGAAGCAGAAAUGUACAUGCAGUGGAAUCCACAUAUAAUUAUAUAGAAUUGAGGAAUGAACAGAGAAGUGACAAAGACCACCUCGAGAGUGAAAAACUCAGCGUCUUUGAAUUGCUCAAGAACAACAAAGGUGAGAAUAGCAAAUUGAAUAAAUAUUACAACGUGAAAAUCGAUAGUAGAAGGGGUAUAAUGUCUCAGGAAAAGGAAUUUGAGCUAGGUAAAGGGAAUUCAUUUGUAAGCAACCACAGUAGGAGCGGUAAUAUUUUUCAAGAUUAUGAAACUUACAGAGGGAAGAGAGAAAAUAUGUACAUCUGUGAAUUGAGAAUUUACAACAUGACAUGCGAUAAUUGUGGGAAUAAAAUUAUAAGUUUUUUAAAAGACAAAAAUUUAAUUGUGGAUGGUUAUAGUUUUGCUACGGAUAGUAAAAUAAAAUUAAAAUUGGACGUUUCCGAAGGGAAUUCUUAUAGACCUAGUAGUAGUAUCGAUGAAAAGAAUGACGAUAACAAAAAUAGUAUUAAAAUUUUCGUGAACAAAAUAAUGAGUGAAAUAAAAGAUAGUGGAUUCAACAACGAUUUAAUAGACUUGUAUAAAGAAGAAGAUAAUAAUAAUAAAGAUAUUUUGUUUGAUAUAACUUUAUAUGUGUUCAGAGAUGAUGUAAUAAAAGCACAUGGUUUAUUAAAAAGUUUGAAGGGAAUUAAAAGUGUGGAAUAUGAUGUUCGACAAGAAUAUAUUUACAUCUUGUAUAACCCUGAUGUGAUAGGUAUUAGAUUGAUAUUGGAAAUAUUAAAAAAACAAAAGAAUAUCGAUGCUUAUUAUGAUGAAGACAAAGAAAAAUAUUUUAGAAGCACGAGAAAUAAUGAAACAAAUAAUUCUCUCAAGUUAAUUGAAUUGAUAUGCUGCUUUUUUCUGAGUAUCAUGAUUAUAAUUCUUAAUAAUUAUCAGAUGAAUAUGGGAUCAAUGAAUGGCUUCUAUUCCUAUGGUAAUUACAAGAGUUACAUGAAAAUGUUUAAUUUUUUACACUUCGGAAAUGUAAAGGAUAAAAUUUAUGAAGAAAAUUUCACACAUGAACCCUCAAUUGAGUCAAAUGCAGGGAAAAAUAAUUUCCCUGAAUUUUUUUUUAGUAAGCAUUAUUUUUCGACAGCGGGUGAGGAGGACAAGGAGAUGACUAAACCAGAUAGAAACUCAGUUCGCUCUUUUGGAACAAAUGAAAUGUAUGAUAAGAAGAAAAUGAAGGAAUUUCAAAAGGUUGAAAGUGGUAAUAGAAACAAGAAUAGUAAGGAGAAGAAGCAGAAUUCAAUUGAUCAUACUGACAAGUAUGAAUUGGAUCCCAAAGCAAAGGGACACAAAAAUUCAGAUAAUUCAACAGUUUCCUACCCGGAAGGAAUAGAUGUCACAAUGACACAGGAUAAACUUUCGAACUAUGAACAAGAUAGUAAGAAUAAAAAUCUGCAAGGGAGGAAUGUCUUGGAGAAAGAAUCGAUAAAGAUGAAACAUGGAAAAGUGUCUAGUAAGCCACUCAAUAAAUAUGUAAAAUCAGUUUUGAAAGAAAAACAAACGAAAGAAGGUGAAAAAGAUAAUAUAACACUGUCAGACAAAUCUGAAUCAAAAAUGCUCAUAGAGAAUCAUUUGAAUAGUAAAUUAGAAUCUGGAAAUGUUAUACGAAAAAAUAUGCAUAGUUCGAUGAAUGUUAUUCCCAACUCUAAUUUUUUUCUCAAGGUAUAUUCAAAUAUUAGUGAUAAAAAGAAAGAGAAUUUUCCCGAAAUUAACGAAAUAGAUUUUUUGUUUGAUUUUCGACGAGAUUUUAAGCGAAAAGAAGAGUCAAGGAGUUUGAAUUCAAAGGUAACUUCUAAUGAUGUUGUAUUAUCAUGUUUGGAUACUACUUCAAGGAAAGACGCUCCAGUGAAAGACAUGGAAUAUUUUCGCUCCCGCUUUAGUAGAGGGUUAAAUAUGAGUAGGAAUCCUCUAAAUAAGAAAACGGAGGUACAAACAAGAAAGGAAGAUAAAGUGGAAUUUUUCCACGAAGGAAAUUUGAAAGAAGAGGAUGUAAAAAAUUGUAUAUGGAUGAAAAAGAAAAAUUCGAAUGAUGAACCCAAAAAUACGGUUGAGAAGAAUGGACUCUUGAAAUCACAAUGGUUUCUUGAUGAUAAUACAUUAUAUGAUACUAUGAUGAAUAUGUCUAUAAGUACCUAUUUAGACAAUAAAAUAUUCGGAAAUUUACCCCUGAGAUUAUUGUUAAUUUUCCUGUUAAGUUCAAUUGUUUAUAUUUAUUUUGGAUUUCACUUUGUUUUGAGCGGAUACAAGAAUUUAAAGAACGGAAUAAUUAAUAUGAAUGUUUUAAUUUCAAUUAGUUCAUCAUUUUCUUAUUUUUACUCUCUACUGCUUUUGUUAUUUUGCUUGUUUUUUUAUGUGGAUUUGGAAGGAAUUCCACUUUAUUUCGAUUCUUCAGCUUUGCUAAUAUGUAUAAUGAGAAUGGGCUUCGAAAUUGAGAACUUUUUAGUAAGUUUUACAAAGAAGAAAAUGGAAGAUUUAUAUGAAAAGAAUACCAAGCAUGUGUACAUCCUGGAAAAGAGGAAUGACAAAACGGAUGAUUCAAAAACGGUAAAUGAGCAGAUAAAUAAUUGUCCAUUUGGCAGUUCACAAAGUGGAAAGAACAACAUAUCGAUUCUUAAUAUUAUCAAUUCGAAUAAAGAUGAUAUUGUAUUCAAAAGUGGAAAUCAAGGUUUGUCUCCUACAGGAAGCGGUGCACUUUCCAAUUUUUGCAAAAAUAGCGAUAACUAUUCAAGGAAAGAAUUUAAGAUUGCGAAUGGAAGAAGAGGAGGAGAAGAAGAAGAAGAAACAGGAUAUGAAAAUUACAACAACGCUUUUCAUCGAGAUAAACCUAAAGAAAUAAAUAUAAGCAAAAUAUUUUGUGAAGAUAAAAAAAUUAAUAUAAAUGAUUUUAUUAUAAAUAGUUACCCUGUUCAAUUUAUACAAAAGUAUGACAUGUUAGUGUUUUAUGAAGGGGAUACGUUACUAGUUGAUGGGAUUAAAAUGAAUGAUGAUAUUUCUUAUGUAGAUGAAAGUAUGAUAAGUGGAGAAAAAAAAGCAAUUACAAAAUUUAAAGGUGAUAAAAUAUAUGCUGGAUCUAAAUGUAUGCAAGGGGUAAUAAUUCUCUAUAUUGACAACAUUUCUAAAGGAAAUUAUAUUGAAUAUGUAAAGAAAACAUUAGAUGAAGUUAACUGUAAAAAAACGAAUUUGCAAUUAUAUGCAGAUAAAAUAGCUAGUAUAUUUAUUCCAUUUAUUAUAGGACUAUGUGUUGCAGUAUUUUUCAUUUGGUUCAUUCUGACAUACUUUGAAUAUGUAAAUAUAAAAAAAGACAAUUAUUUUAAGUUAAAUAAACUUUUAUCAUGUAUCUUUUUUUCAAUUCAUUUUUCUUUAUCAAUAUUAUGUGUGGCAUGUCCAUGUGCUGUUGGACUAGCAAGUCCUCUAUCCAUUGCCAUAAGUUCGUAUAUAUGCAGUACCAUUGGAAUUAUAAUAAAGAAUAUAAACAUUUUUGAUAUUUUUUUGGAAUGUAAUCAUUUUAUAUUUGAUAAAACCGGAACAUUAACAAUUGGAAAACCAGUUGUCAACAAGGUGUAUAUAUCUACUAACUUAGAAAUGUUUACAGAUCAACUGUUGAAAGGUAGAGGUACACCAAGAAAUAAUUUAGAAGUAAAUUUUACUUAUGAUAAUAUGCCUAAUGGGUUUAGCAAUAUAUCCAAUGAUGAAAAUCAAUUUCGUAAUUUUCAUCCUCAUAAGAGGAAGGGGAAAAAUGCACAUACAAAAACUUCCAUUACAGAUGAUAAUAGUGAAAAACGUAUGUACAAUCAUAAUCUGGACACUUCUUCUAGUGAUGAGAAUCUUUGCAACAUCAAUGAUAAGACAAAUGAAGUAAGCGUUUUGCAUACUUCGAACGAUGGAGAUAAGAUCCGAAAGGAUGAAAACAUUCAUCUGGUGAAAGGAAAAAUGCAUAAUUUAUUGGCUUACCAAAGACUCACAAAUGAAAAUGAAGAAAAAAAAGUACUGAAGGAAGAUAGAAAUAGGAAUAAUAAUAGGACGUUAAAUUUUAUAGAAAGUCUUAACUGUUCAGGUAGAAAUGUUACUUUUUAUUCCUUUACGACGCAAAAGGAUUAUUACAAAAUUGAGAUAAAAAAAUCAUUGAUAAGAACAGAAGAGAGAAGUAGUGAUAGAAGUUUAACCGAAAUGGAAAACGUUGCAUGUAGUGGAAAAAAAUCCAUUUUUAAUCGUAUAGUGUCAUUUAUAAAUAAUAAAAGAAAGAAAAGUAAAUAUAAUAAAAUAGGAAACAAAUCUCUUAAGGAAUAUUUUAUAAAUGAUUGUGAAAUUUCUAUAUCAUCAUAUGAUGAUGAUUCAUACACUAGCGAAACAAGUAGUGAAAAUAAUGACACUAGCAUUACAGAUACAGAGAAUAGACAAGUACCAUAUGGUGAAGAAUAUGAAAAUAAACACAUGAGAAAUAUAAAUAAUGAGCGUUCAUUUGAUGAUAAAAAUAAUUUAAGUGAAAAAAUUAAAAAUUGGUUAUACCUGUUCCUAAGUUUAAGUUCGAAUUUGGAAAAAUAUAGUAAUCAUUUAUAUGCCACUUCUAUAAAUACAUAUGUAAAUACUAACUUUUGCAUUAAUGAAACAUUUGACAUUCAAAAUUUAAAGAAUGAAAAAAAUCAAGGAAUCACUGGUGUAAUAAAUGAUCUAUCUGUCACCAUUGGUACUUUAUACUAUUGCUACACGAAAUAUAAAAAUUCACACUGCUGUCAUUCAGAGGAAGCAGUUGAAGAAAAAUUGAACAUGAAGAAUUUUGAGGCUAAUCUGUAUUCCUGUGAUUGUAAUGUACAUAAGACUUAUCAAUAUUUGUACAAUUAUUCCAAUAGUAAAAAAAACGAAAGUAACAAUAUUAUUUUUAUGUGCAUAGAAGGGAUAAUAGUUGGCUUUUUCACCCUUGUGGAUGAUAUAAAACCGGAAGUGUUUGAUUUGAUUAGAUAUUUAAAGAAGGAACGGAAAAAGGUGUAUGUGUGUACAGGUGACAAUUAUAUGAAUGCUAUUUACAUUUCAAAAAUUUUAGGAAUACCAAAAAGAAACGUGUCUUCUAAUACCCUACCGAUGGAAAAGGUACACUUUGUCAAGAAGAUACAAUCCCUCAAUAAUGGAAAAGUUUGCAUGAUUGGAGAUGGAAUAAAUGAUUGCUUUGCCCUGAAAAGCGCAGACUUGGGAUUGUCCCUAAGCACAAGAUCAAACGUGGUGAUGGAUAGUGCUGAUGCAUGUAUUGUUGACAACAACUUAAGUGUUAUAAUUAAGUUAUUUGAGAUAAGUAGAAAAACAUUGAUAGUAAUAAAAUUUAAUUUUUUAUUUUCCUUCAUUAUCAACAUCUUUUUCAUUUUAUUGGCAAGCGGGUCUUUUUACGCCCUGAAUUACGUUUUUUCGCCGUUUUUGUUUACCUUCCUUAUGUUUUGCAGUUCUAUAGUUGUUAUCUUGUCAUCCUUGUCAUUGAAAUUGUAA